Phalaenopsis equestris is the source of this 2388-nucleotide messenger RNA. Its product is annotated as F-box/LRR-repeat protein 3. Gene Ontology annotation, cellular component: SCF ubiquitin ligase complex. Gene Ontology annotation, molecular function: protein binding. NCBI's taxonomy places the organism in Eukaryota, Viridiplantae, Streptophyta, Magnoliopsida, Asparagales, Orchidaceae. Gene Ontology annotation, biological process: SCF-dependent proteasomal ubiquitin-dependent protein catabolic process. The transcript has 7 exons. The coding region runs from base 273 to 2258 and encodes 661 amino acids. The record is from RefSeq and is a predicted model, not a curated record.
CACCGAUGAAGGCGGUAUCUGAACCCUCCCUCUCUCUCUCUCUCUAUUCUCUCCCUCCUCUUACCCUACAUCUCUAUCAGAUGUUGGAUAUCGACUGAAGAUUGAAGAGGAUACCCCUGCUCCGGCCAUGCGAUCCUUCUGCUGGCUUUCUCUGUUCAGCUGGCCAGCCAGCUACGCCGCCCCGCUUCCAUUUCACCUCUUUCUCCCGGUGCCUUCGUUCCUUUUCAUCCCAACCUAAUUCCAUCUUCGCUGGCUUUGUUGUUGGUUCAUCUAUGAAGUGCAGCCACCCUCCAUCUUUGCCGAAACCCAUUACGGCCAUUCUGUCCGUGGACCUUCUGGUUCGGAUCCUGGACCAUAUCGUCGACGCUGGAGACCGGAAAUCGUUCCGCCUUGUCUGCGAUCACUUUCUCCUAGCCGAAUCGCUUCACCGCCGAUCGCUCCGCCCGCUUCGCCUUAAGUAUCUUCCCUCUCUGCUCGGCCGCCGAUAUCCAUCCAUUGAAUCCCUCGAUCUCUCCGUUUGCCAUUCACUUGAUGAUAACUCCCUGGCCACCGCGAUCGCUUCCGGAAGCUACUGGCAGAAGCUACGCCGGGUGGGGCUCGCCAGAGCGAGUGGGGUUGGGUGGAAGGGAAUCGAAGCUCUGGUUACAACAUGUCCCUUAAUCGAGGCAAUCGACCUCUCGCAUUGCUGCGAGGUUGGCGAUAGGGUGGCGGCAGCGCUUGCUAAGGCCGCCGGGCUUAGGGAUUUGAGGAUAGAUAAGUGUCUCGGGGUGACAGAUGUCGGACUUGCCAUGGUGUCUGUGGGGUGCGGAAGGCUCGAGAGAUUGGGGAUUAAGUGGUGUAUGGAGAUUUCCGAUAUCGGUAUCGAUCUGCUUGUCAAGAAGUGCAGGAAUUUGAGGGUGCUCGAUCUGUCUUAUCUCCAGGUGACUAAUAAUUCUCUUCGUGCGAUCUCCUCCCUUGAGAAAUUUGAAGCUCUUUCUCUUGUAGGAUGCCGGUUCAUUGAUGACGAAGGCUUAGCUUUUCUCAACAAUGGUAGAAAUUCAUUACAGAGUAUUGAUAUUUCACGUUGCCAAAAUGUGACUUGGUUUGGCAUAGCUUCUGUAAUUGAAGGACACAGAAAUCUCCAGAUUAUUAAUAUGGGCGACUGUCACACUGAAGUUACCCCAGCCUUUCUGUCACAGCUUAGCCUCAUUAAAACUACCCUAAAUAUUCUAAAACUUGAUGGCCUACAAAUCUCAGAUUCUGGCCUUCAGAACAUUGGAUCCAACUGCAAUAACUUGAUAGAGAUUGGGCUCAGCAAAUGCCUUGGAGUGACUGACAAAGGCAUCGGUGAGCUCGUAUCGAGUUGCACCUGCCUGAGGUCCAUUGAUCUCACUUGCUGUCAUCUCCUCACCGACAAUGUUCUCACUGCAAUCUCAAAGUACUGUAUUAACCUUACCUGCCUUAGAUUGGAGGCUUGUUCUCUCAUGACAGAGAAGGGAUUUGGCCAAAUUGCUACUGGUUGCUCUCAAUUACUAGAGAUCGAUCUCACAGACUGCAGCAUAAAUGACAUAGCAUUGCAACACUUGACCAAAUGUUCAGAGCUAAAGGUUUUAAAAUUAGGUCUUUGUGCAAAUAUCACCAGCAAAGGCCUAGCUUAUAUUGGAUCAAACUGCAAUAAUUUAGAAGAAUUAGAUCUUUACCGAUGUGUGGAAGUCGAUGAUUAUGGAUUGUCUUUUUUAGCUGAUGGGUGUAAGAGGUUGAAGAAGCUAAACCUCUGCUAUUGCAUCCAAAUUACGAAUCAGGGGCUUCAGUAUCUGAGCAGCCUUGAAUGGCUAUCAGAUCUUGAGCUGAGGGGGCUUGUUAAUGUUAGUUCUAUGGGGAUUACUUCCAUAGCAUUUGGUUGCAAAAGCUUAGUUGAACUGGACUUGAAGGGCUGCUCCUCAAUAGAUGAUGCUGCCAUGUUUGCCCUUGCUCGAUAUUCCUUAAAUCUUCGGCAGAUUAAUAUAUCAAAUUGCUCAGUCUCUGGCGUCGGGCUGUGCAAGCUGCUUCGCACGUUAAAAUGCUUGCAAGAUGCGAAGCUGGUGCAGCUCACUCGAACGAGCGUGGAGGGCUUCGAGUUUGCUUUGCGAGCUUCACGAUGUAAACUAAAGAAGCUGAAGUUAGCUGGCGAUCUGAUGGAGCUUCUAUCCCCCAAACUUCUACAGAUGCUUCAGGCUAGGGGUUGCAGGAUUCGCUGGGUGGACAAGCCCAUGCUCUUCAACUCCCUCACAAUUGAAUGAAAUGCGAGUUCAUAAUGCUUAUUUUGCAUCUUUUGAAUUUUUGUCUCAAUAUAUAUGCCUUAUCUGAUGUGUUAAUGUUAUUAGGAUGGUGGAUUUACAUACAUACCACUGAAUUCUUAUGUGCUGCAUA